CCGCUGUGCUGUGAGGGUGUGUGUAGCUCGUGUCCCAACUCGCCCGCUUCUCGGGUCCUCCGAGCGAUUUACUUUAAAACAAAACUAAUUAUAGUGAAAUAUUUUAUGUACAGCCGUUAAGUAGAUGACUUAUUAGUCAAUCUAGUGUCAAGUGUAUGCAUGGUUCAGGCUGAGGUGUUUCAUACAUAGGAUCUGAAGUAAGGGCUAUCGGAUUAGGAUCCAAGACACGAAGAGAAUCCUGUUCAGAAAUUCCAGCGCAUCCUCGAUAAGCUCCACGUCGAGCUAAACAUCAACGGCCGCAUAAGCGACUUAAUUCAGUUCAACUGACGAACCGAAAUACAAAUCACCUAUAAAAUAUUUGAUACAAACAAGUAAAUACACAUCUCACCACAAACAAAAAUAGUAUCAAAGGUUUUAAUCAUUUUGAAAUCCCAUUAAAACGUUCCCUCUUUUAUCUUCACUACCCAUCAACGGCAACGAAAACUUCCACACAAUGGAAACAAAAACCUGAAGUUUUCCACCAGUUCGUUGGAAAACUCUUGAUUUCAUAUCGUGUCUCGUUGUGGAGCUCGUACAUAACAAGACAUAACAACAACACGUAAAACACGUAAGUCAUAACAACAACACGUAAAAACAAAACAGCCAAGCACAUAAAUUCUACAAGUCAACGAACUGCGCACCAUGAGGCUGGAUCGAGUAUGCCUGAGGAGCUUACAGGCGUGCAGCGUGCGCAAGCUGUUCUACCUGGUGCUGAUAUGGUGCACAGCCUUCUACGUCGUCUUCAGGUAUUCGACCACAACUGAGUACGCGCCAACCAACACGAUGACUGGACGUCUUCUGCUGCAGAAGAUCAUCACGAGAGGAGGUCCUUUGAUAUCAGGGACUACAGAUGGGCAACCCAAUGUCACGACGGAGUUCAACCUUCUCGAGGCUGAACCUCUUGUCGACAACUCGCCGGCUCUCUCAGAUUCAGACUUUGCCAAGAUUCUGCAGAAUGAAGUUCCUAACUUGCCGAUACGAUACUGGCAAACCUUGAACAACAAAUUUCCUGCCAAGAAUAAAACUUGCGCAAAGUUCCCAACCCUCUGGGAUAUAGGAUUCAAUAAUGUUUACUGGCAAACUUUGAAAACCUCGAACGGAACUUUCUACCUGUAUGGAGCGUACUACGAUAACAGAACCUUAGUGGCCAUGAAGCCUGUGGUGAGGAUGCUUGGUAUGAUCAACCGACUUGAGCCAAAAGUAAAGACAAUUUGUCAACUGUGGUUUGAGGGAUUGAAGGCCCCUGUUUUCGCUAAGGUGUUCGAGUACAAGUAUGUUUGGUACAAGAAGUGGGGUAAUCACAAGAAUGGACUCUUCCAACCUUACUUGGUGUCAUGUCAAAUUCCAGUUGGGUUUCGGCAUCUUGUGCCAGAAUCAGUGUCUCUUGUUGAGCAGCCGUGUGAUAUGGCUGUCACUAAUCUAAGGGUAAUUAACAACGUACCUGAAAACGGAAAGAAAGGUGAAUUCGCCGUUUGCGUGAAGGGCCUCGAUUUCCUAAACGAAGAUUUGAGUGUGAGGCUAGUGGAGUGGUUCGAGACGUUGCGCCACCUUGGUGCCGAAAAGAUCUUCCUUUAUGAGCUGGAAGUUCAUCCAAACAUAACAAAAGUGCUGAACUAUUAUAAAGAACUCGGAUUGGUAGACGUGACCCCAAUCACACUGCCUGGCUACCAACCUAACAUCAAAGGUCUCAUCCACAUGUACUUGAAGAACAAACUAACCAACAAACGUCAAAACGAGCUGAUACCUUACAACGACUGCCUCUACAAAAACAUGUACAGAUACAAGUAUAUAGCAGUACUAGACAUUGAUGAAGUUAUCAUGCCUAAAGGAAAUAACAUGCUGUGGAAAGACCUCAUGGACAACGUUUUAGCGAAGGCACUGAAAGUAAAAAAGGUAGAACGUGCGUCGUACAACGUUCGCAAUGUCUACUUUUUCGACACGCCUCAAUCGAGCGAUGUGAGUCACGUACACUUCAAAGACAUACCUCAGUACAUGCAUAUGUUCCAACAUGUGUACCGAGCCAAGAACUACACCAAACCAGGUGCUUACAUAAAGUGUUUCCAUAAUCCAGAACGAGUGCUAACCUUACACAACCAUUUUCCACUUGCUUGCUUAGGUGGGGCUUGUUCGUCUUUCCCCAUAGACACCGAAGACGCUCAACUUCAGCACUAUCGCGCAGACUGCGUGAAAACCCUGAAGAAAUCCUGCGAUGACUACAAGAACUCCACCAUCUUUGACGACACGAUCUGGAGACAUAAGGAUCCCGUCAUAUCAAGAGUUACGGAGAACCUAAUCAACUUAGGGUUCUUCUACCGAGCUUCAGGUUCUGGUUCAAGAACAGUCAGACCUCCUCCGUCGGCAGUUAGAAGAAAAUAGCUAACGUGAUUCCUAGAAAUGUAACCUUAUUAUUCUCGACAAUCGUAAGCGUAAAUACUGUAUGUUGAGCAAUAACUUCAGUAACCGCCAUUGAUAUAACGAUUACGAAGUUUCAUUUGAUCAUGAAUAAUUUGAACACAUAUUGUAUCUAUAUAUAUUUAGGUCAUUCUUCCAUGCAAUGUUGUAUAAUUUAUCGGAUGUUGUGCCGAAUUUUAUGAUGAUAUUCACGAAGAAUCAUAAUUUAAAUGAUGCGGCAAGAAAACUAAAACUAAUCACAAAUUAUUGUGAUUAGUUUGUUUUUGAUCUGCUACUAAAUUCUUACAAAAUUAUAACAUAAUUAUAAAAUCUCAAGUGAUGACAUUAAAGUUGAAUAUGAGACCCACCUAUCAAAAAACUACGAUUUCGUAACGAAAAAUAUUAGUGUUGUUUUAUAAGCUACUGCCCUAUGCUGGGCGUUGUAUACCCUCCCUAGAGCGUUAGUUUCUCUCGGCUUUAGACGCGUUCACUUCGUCCAUCGGACGCUUUUGCCUAGCGAUAAUUAAAGUGUCAUAUCAUCACUGACGUCACUAUUGAUGUAAUCAUGAUUUCUUUGUUAUUGUACUAGUGAGGUUGUAGGUUUUUGUGUGCCUUAUUUGAUUCUAUUAUUAUUCUCUAGUCCGUUAAUGUAGUUGCCUAAGCCAUUUUGUAUGGGGAAGUACCGUAGAUUUUAAUUCAUUUUAGCCGGUUUGUUGUCGCUGCUUUUGAUCUGUCAUGA
Hyalella azteca is the source of this 3169-nucleotide messenger RNA. RefSeq lists its product as uncharacterized. Bases 682 to 2415 code for a protein of 577 amino acids. The transcript has 3 exons. The record is from RefSeq and is a predicted model, not a curated record. NCBI's taxonomy places the organism in Eukaryota, Metazoa, Arthropoda, Malacostraca, Amphipoda, Hyalellidae.